AAUAACAAAUUUCAAGUGAAGUACUCGGAUCCAAAGGUGUGCAAGAGCUUUUUACUGGCAUGCUGUCCACAUGAAAUCUUAUCAUCAACGUUCUAUUUCCAGAGUCUCUGGAAAAAGCAAUUCCAAUCAGAUCCAUUGUACAAUAUUGUUGCGAGUAUUGUCCGCUCAUAUGUCGUGUUGUACUUGUCGCUCUCACAUGCGCGUUACUGUAAGUACUGAAAGCGAAGAGGACGUACGUAUUACAAUUCUAACAAUUUGAUUAUCUCUUAACAAUAAUUCAAGUAAUAGGUAUUUAAUUUGGUUAAUAAUAAAGGCGGGCGGUUACCUCAGCCCCUCUACCGGUCAACGGUGGCGAGGCUGAGUGUCGAAUAUUAAUUCCGAGACCCAGAAUGGCCUGUAUAAAGUUGAAAAAUGAAGUUUACUUUGAAAGUAUGCGUGAAAAUCAUAUUCAUCCUCGGAGAUAUAAUGGGGUACAGGAAAUGAAGCAGUGAUCUGUAAGUAAAGACAAUGCGAAUUGCCAAGAAACAAAAAUUUUCUUUUUACCUUUGGCUAAUUAGGAAUUUUCAAAUAUUUUUCUCGUGAUUAUAAUGCAUUCAACGAUAUCUAUGCAAUAAUGCAAUGAAACUUCGAUUGGUCAUUUCGUUAAAUUUUUACCAUAAUUAGCAAUUAGUUAAUUAACAAUUAUCAACGUUCUCUGUUCUCCAUAGGGGAAACGAUCGAUACGAGAAAUGUUCGAUCGAGAUUUCACUGUACUCGAUACUCGAUCUUCGAGAUCUCGCGCUUCGAUAUUCUCGUUUCAAACUUUUCAAAAUGGCUCCUUUAAAUACGAACGAAUAUAAAAAUAAUUCGAAAAUGAAAUUCCUGCACUAAAUAUAAUAUGAUUUUGGCAAUUUGCAACAAUAGCGUAUUAUCCAUGAGGAAAAAUAAAGUGAGAAGUGGCAUGAUGCAGAAAAUGAAAGAGAAAUGGGGAGAAAGAGAAAGAAUUAGGGGGGACUGUGCGGCGCGCCAGUUCUGUUAGAAAAAUUUCCUUCAGCAUUGGACGUGUACGUAUUGAACUCGUUUUCUAAAUGGUCUAGAAUUGAUUCACAUAUGUCAAUUCGUGCCAAACGUAAAUAGUAUAAUAAACCAUUAGGCUGUAAGUUGUUUCAUAGACACUGAACCUUAAGGUGUGUGCUGAUUGUAGCUUCAUUGCCAUCGCAUUGUCGUGUCAGGCGGAGAGGUGUUGCCACUCUGUAAGUGAAACAUAACAAAAUAUUUAUAUGUAAAAUUCAAUUUUUACUUUGUCCAAAUAAACAGAAUUCAAAUUCGCUCUCGGUCAAUCAAUGAAUAUGUACAUAUCUAUGUAUUAACGCAAUUACAUUCAUUUGCAUAUACAUAUAUAUGAAUAUAUAAUUACCUUGUAAGCGUAUACCGGACAAUCAACCAUUUCGUAAGUUCUUGUAUAUAAUAAAGCAUCUUUAAACCGUAUCUUUCUGGACAAUUAGGGGUUUUAACUUCUGUCGUUGUUGCGUUCAUUAGUUUUCAAUUAUUUCUUUAAGUUUACCUAUUUGCAAAAAGCAAGCGAGAUAAGAAACCUUGUUCUUGUCGAAUAAGAUUUCACGAUAAGAGCAAAAGUCGGGAGGGAUUAUUAUAAAUAAAACCAAUAAAGUCGUUUUUACGUUUAAUCGAAAAUGAUCGAGGUUUAACAUUGAAAUGAUUUGUAAAUCGCAGCGCAUGGACCUGGGAGAAUGCCCCCAGAUUCACGACCUGGCCCUACGGGCUGAUUAUGAGGCUGCGCAAAAGAAGAAAGAUCACUUUUAUGACAUUGACGCGAUGGAGCAUUUGCAAAAUUUCAUAGCCGAUUGUGAUCGUCGUACGGAACAGGCGAAGCAACGGCUCGCAGAAACGCAAGAGGAGCUGAGCGCGGAGGUUGCAGCUAAAGCGAACAAUGUCCACGUUCUUGCGGAGGAGAUCGGUAAAAAAUUGGCGAAAGCCGAGCAACUUGGCGAAGAAGGUUUCGUCGAGGAAUCGAUGAAACUGAUGGGCGAAAUAGACGAGCUGAGAAAGAAGAAAAACGAAGCUGAACAAGAAUAUAGGAACAGCAUGCCAGCAUCCAGUUACCAGCAACAGAAAUUAAGGGUCUGCGAGGUUUGCAGUGCCUACCUUGGCAUUCACGAUAACGACAGACGUUUGGCGGAUCAUUUCGGUGGGAAGUUGCAUCUGGGAUUCAUUAAGAUCCGCGAGAAAUUGGCAGAGCUUCAGAAAACUGUCGAAGAGAGACGCAAAGAGAAACGGGAAUCGCUGCUCGACAGACGCAGAGAUAGGGACAGAGAUGAUCGGGACAGGGACCGUGAUAGAUCGGAUAGCCGACGUGGAGGUUUGGGUUAUAGAGAUAAGGAUCGCGAGCGUGACCGUGAACGCGAUCGUGACCGUGACAGAGAUCGCGAUCGUGACCGUGAGCGUGAUCGUGAUCGGGACCGAGAUCGUGAACGCAGAGACAGAGACAGGAGAAAGUCACGUUCUCGAAGCCGCAGUCGUGGAAAAAGAUCAAAACGUUCCCGCAGUAAUAGCCGUAGCCGUCGAUCCCGUUCCCGUCGUAGUGGGUCGAACGAUCGAAAAAGAUAAAACAGAUUAUCAUUUACAAUUAUGCUCAAUCAUUUUUCUUCGUAUAAAUUCACGUGCUUACUUGUGCACAUUACAUGUAAAAACAGAAUCGCUCGCUAAACAUAAAUUUUCAAUAGAUAUUUCUUUAAAAAUUACACCGUGAUUUUUACAUUGAUCGUCACACCUUAAUUAAAAAAGAAACACCAAUAUUUCGAAAUAUCUUUAUGUAAAACUAGGAAUAUCUCCUGUUCGUAUAAUAACAGGAUUGAAUUUAUUAGAUAUUAAUAUUACGAAUAUACUUAUUCUAUUUGAUCUUGAUAUAUUAAUAUACUUUUAAAUCUAGUUACUAUUUCGUGUACAUAAGAAUAGUUCAGAUGUAACUCCGUUCGGAAAUGUUACAUAUUUAUAAUAUAAUUACUUCGUCUUAUGUGAUUAUUAUAUGAGCAUAAAAAUGAAGGUAUGUUUAAAAAUAUAUACGUUUAAAUAAU
Molecule: messenger RNA, 3071 nt
Organism: Osmia bicornis bicornis
Lineage: Eukaryota; Metazoa; Arthropoda; Insecta; Hymenoptera; Megachilidae
Product: putative RNA-binding protein Luc7-like 2
Exons: 5
Coding region: 1693-2604 (303 amino acids)
Biological process (GO): mRNA splice site recognition
Cellular component (GO): U1 snRNP; U2-type prespliceosome
Molecular function (GO): mRNA binding
Source: RefSeq, a predicted model, not a curated record